AAUGACAGAGGAGGCGGUGGUCAAAGAACGGAAGCCGGGAGGGAACGAGGGCGAAAGGGGACCCGGGCCAGGCUGGUGUUCGGAGUCUUGGCGGGGCUGGGGUUCCGAUGUGGUCCCCGGAGCGGGAGGCCGAAGUCCCGGCCGGGGGAGACCCGGCGGGCCUACUGCCCCCCGAGUGGGAGGAGGACGAGGAGCGCAUGUCCUUCCUGUUCUCCGCCUUCAAAAGGAGUCGCGAGGUGAACAGCACCGACUGGGACAGCAAGAUGGGCUUCUGGGCGCCGUUGGUGCUGAGCCACAGCCGCCGCCAGGGGGUGGUGCGCCUGCGACUGCGGGACUUGCAGGAGGCCUUCCAGCGCAAGGGGGACAUUGCGUUACGCCUACUGUAUGCCCUUUUCUUUCUUUGCAGUCGCGGGGAGCUGCAGCGGGAGUCAGACUUCAUGGCUAGUGUAGACAGCAGCUGGAUCUCCUGGGGGGUCGGAGUCUUCCUGCUGAAGCCCCUCAAGUGGACUCUUUCCAACGUGCUCGGGGAUAAUAAGGUUCCUGCCGAGGAGGUGCUCGUGGCUGUGGAGCUGCUUAAGGAGAAGGCUGAGGAGGUGUAUCGUCUGUAUCAGAACUCCCCUCUCUCCUCCCACCCUGUGGUGGCCCUGUCGGAGCUGAGCACCCUCUGUGUGGGCCCCUGUCCCGACGAGAGGACCUUCUACUUGGUGUUGCUGCAGCUACAGAAAGAGAAGAGAGUCACAGUCCUCGAGCAGAAUGGGGAAAAGAUUGUAAAGUUUGCCCGGGGGCCACAUGCCAAGGUCUCUCCUGUCAACGACGUAGAUGUUGGGGUGUACCAGCUGAUGCAGAGUGAACAGCUGCUCUCGCGCAAAGUGGAGUCCUUAUCCCAGGAAGCAGAGAGGUGUAAGGAAGAAGCCCGCCGAGCAUGCCGAACAGGAAAGAAGCAACUGGCACUGAGGUCUCUCAAAGCCAAACAGCGGACAGAGAAGCGCAUUGAGGCCCUGCAUGCCAAGCUGGACACUGUUCAAGGCAUCCUGGACCGGAUCUAUGCCUCCCAGACGGAUCAGAUGGUUUUCAACGCUUAUCAGGCUGGGGUAGGAGCCCUAAAACUCUCCAUGAAGGAUGUCACAGUGGAGAAGGCGGAGAGCCUCGUGGACCAGAUUCAGGAGCUGUGUGACACCCAGGAUGAAGUUUCUCAGACUCUGGCUGGUGGGGUAACCAAUGGCUUAGAUUUUGACAAUGAGGAACUAGAGAAGGAAUUGGACAUCCUUCUUCAGGAUACCACCAAAGAACCUUUGGAUCUGCCCGACAACCCCCAUGAGUUGUUUUAUACCAACAGUGUGCCUAUCCCUAGGAUCUCGGACGCUGAACUUGAAGCUGAACUUGAGAAACUGUCCUUAUCAGAUGGAGGUUUGGUCCCAAGCAGGAAAUCUCCAAAAAGGCAAUUGGAACCGACUCUCUAAGCCAUUGUUUGACCCUCAAGUGAAGGACCUUCCUAUAAAAGAGAGACCGGCUUGUAUGUGUGUACAUAGUUAUUUAAAUGGGAAACCCUCAGAGGAGGAAGGAGAGCCGCUCUGAUUUAUCUGGAUGCUGCCACGUACUACAGGACAGAUCGUUUCUGGACGCGUGCUUCAGAGGCCUGCUCCCAGCUGGCAUCGUGGACUUGCCUUGUCAUCUUUAUAGUGCCACAAUUUAUACAGUUCUGUGUUUGCCCUGUC
Messenger RNA from Myotis brandtii (Brandt's bat), 1715 nucleotides. It is a transcript of the gene CHMP7, whose product is annotated as charged multivesicular body protein 7. The transcript has 10 exons. The record is from RefSeq and is a predicted model, not a curated record. Gene Ontology annotation, cellular component: cytoplasmic side of plasma membrane; ESCRT III complex; multivesicular body. NCBI's taxonomy places the organism in Eukaryota, Metazoa, Chordata, Mammalia, Chiroptera, Vespertilionidae. Gene Ontology annotation, biological process: vesicle budding from membrane; late endosome to vacuole transport via multivesicular body sorting pathway. The coding region runs from base 108 to 1460 and encodes 450 amino acids.